Microtus oregoni (creeping vole) is the source of this 2282-nucleotide messenger RNA. It is a transcript of the gene Mthfd2l, whose product is annotated as methylenetetrahydrofolate dehydrogenase (NADP+ dependent) 2 like. Gene Ontology annotation, molecular function: methylenetetrahydrofolate dehydrogenase (NADP+) activity; methenyltetrahydrofolate cyclohydrolase activity; methylenetetrahydrofolate dehydrogenase (NAD+) activity. The coding region runs from base 586 to 1455 and encodes 289 amino acids. Gene Ontology annotation, cellular component: mitochondrion. The record is from RefSeq and is a predicted model, not a curated record. The transcript has 8 exons. Lineage: Eukaryota; Metazoa; Chordata; Mammalia; Rodentia; Cricetidae. Gene Ontology annotation, biological process: tetrahydrofolate interconversion.
CAUAGUGUAUUUUUCAUUGGAAAUUAUCCUUGAGUUUGAUAAACUCUUUCCCCAAUGAUAUUAACUAUUUUAAAUGAACAAAUUUAUCACACUUUUGAGCCAUUAUACUCUCAGAUAAAAAAGAUUUUCAAUUUUUUAUAUUUCUUGUCUAAGUAGACAACUAUAGUAACAGAACAUAGCUAAAUAUUUUUAUAUGGAUGGUUAUUUGUGAAUUUCAAGAAUAAUAUUUGAUAGAAUUUGGAAGCUAUAUGAUCUCAUAAUAUUAUUUACCAUUUAUCUUGCAACAGUUUUCCCUUUAAAAUUCAUCAUGAGUUCUUUCUGUUUAUGCAUGAGAAAUUAGAGCUUAAUAAUGGAGGGAAGUUAAUGUCAGCACAUACGCUUUUCUAUUCUUCAAGCUUCUCUUGUUGCGAAAUGAACUACUUACAUGGUCAAAAAGUUAGAACAACAUUCUUUGUGCUUAAAUUAUUCUGUCUUCCUGUCAUGUGUGUGACUCUGCACCUCAGAAUGGCCUUGGAUGGAAACAGCCCCUGAGACUCGGGCCAGUGCUUCUCAGGACGUGAAGCCGUUGUCAUCUCAGGAACUGAAAUGGCUAAGCAAAUCCAAAAAGAAAUACAGCAAGGUGUGGAAUCAUGGAUGGCUCUUGGGAACAGGAGGCCCCAUCUCAGUAUCAUUUUAGUGGGAGAUAACCCAGCAAGCCACACCUACGUCAGGAAUAAGAUAAAAGCUGCUUCCGCUGUAGGUAUCUGCAGUGAGCUCAUCCUAAAGCCUGAGAACGUUUCUCAGGAGGAGCUUUUGGAUAUCACUGAUCAACUGAACAUGGACCCAAGAGUCAGUGGUAUACUUGUGCAGCUCCCUCUUCCAGACCAUGUGGAUGAAAGAACAAUAUGCAACGGAAUUGCCCCAGAAAAGGACGUGGAUGGAUUUCAUAUUAUCAAUAUUGGAAGACUGUGCCUCGACCAGCGUUCUUUGAUACCUGCCACUGCCAGUGCUGUCUGGGAAAUGAUCAAAAGAGCAGGAAUUGAAACAUUUGGGAGAAAUGUGGUAGUAGCAGGGAGAUCCAAGAAUGUGGGCAUGCCGAUCGCCAUGCUGCUGCACACGGACGGGGAGCAUGAGCGCCCGGGAGGAGACGCCACGGUGACGAUAGCUCACAGAUACACUCCCAGAGAGCAACUGAAGGCCCAUACUCAACUGGCAGACAUUAUCAUAGUGGCUGCAGGUAUUCCCAGGCUGAUUACAGCUGAUAUGGUUAGAGAAGGCGCAGCAGUAAUUGAUGUGGGUAUCAACUAUGUUCAAGAUCCUACGACAGGAAAGACUAAACUAGUUGGAGAUGUAGACUUCGAAGCUGUUAAGGAGAAAGCCAGCUUCAUCACUCCAGUGCCAGGAGGUGUGGGACCCAUGACUGUCGCCAUGCUUCUGAGGAACACGCUGCUGGCUGCUAAGAGCAUCACAUACUAGAUCACACAGGAGAUUUAGUAUCAAAAUGGAUAAUGCUGCUUAUUUAUUCGACAACAGGCAGAACUAUUUCUAUUUUACUACAAAGCUAUUUAUUUCUACAUUGUAUUUAUUUUUUCAUCAGUGGAAUCAUCAUGGAACUAAUUAUUUACACAACCUAUUGAAUUUCUUGCUACUAGAUUUUGAGUUUUAAGAAAAGAAACCAAACAAUUCCAACGAUAAGUUUGGUAACAAUGCUUUAUUUUAUGGAUAUUUGUUCAUAAUGUUAAAACAAAUGAAUAAUUCAUAUUAAAUAAAUAUAUUUUUGACAUACUCUAAAUAUCACACACAGUAUGUUUUUAAACACUGUUUUGUCAGCCAAAUGGGUGCCCUGGAAAUUGUAAUUUGUUAUAACCGUGAUUUUUUUUUAAUAUAGUUCAUUAUUCUAGGUUGUCUGUUGAAGAAGAGCUUAUCUGUUAGGAGGAAGAUAGAAUGUUGAAAAUGAACUCUUUAUCUCAGCUAUCUUCCAGCAUCCCACAAAACAAUCCUAUGGAAAAAUUGACGUUUUAGUUAAGAAACAAAACUAUUUAGGCAAAAGUCGCCAUGCUACUUGGGAAACUAAAACCUGUUGACUUGGUGUAGUACAUGGGCAUAUGUGUUAGGUGCCACAUCACUGAGUUCACUGGUUUGGGAUAAGACUGUGUGUGUUAGGUUUUCACACUAUAGAAGGAGCUGCGGGCUGCAUUCCCGCCCGGCUCCCGCACUCCUGGCUAGUUUAUGCCCCGAAAUAACUGCACAGAAACUGUAUUCUUUUAAAUACUGCCUGGCCCAUUAAUUCUAGCCUCUUAUGG